Messenger RNA from Danio aesculapii, 1276 nucleotides. Its product is annotated as Krueppel-like factor 3. Gene Ontology annotation, molecular function: RNA polymerase II cis-regulatory region sequence-specific DNA binding; DNA-binding transcription factor activity, RNA polymerase II-specific. The record is from RefSeq and is a predicted model, not a curated record. NCBI's taxonomy places the organism in Eukaryota, Metazoa, Chordata, Actinopteri, Cypriniformes, Danionidae. Gene Ontology annotation, biological process: regulation of transcription by RNA polymerase II.
AUGUGUGGAGUCUGUGAGUUUGGAACAGACGUUACUCAAGAAGAGGGUCAGGGAACUGAGGUGACGCAGGUUCUGACACCCUUCGUAUCGAGUCCUGGCAUGAUCUCAGUAAUUCCUAUGUUGCCGCCGUUAUCUGUGCUGUAUCCUCCCCUGCACCUGUCUCCAUCCAUCAUGAUCUCAGCCGUCACACCUGAGGACCCGGCUAACCACAAACACUUUUCUGUAAUAAAGUCAGAGAAUUCUCCAGACAACCAUGAGCUCCUCAAACCAAUCAAAUCUGAGCCGCACCCUGAACAUAUUCAGGACACCCACAGCCAUGAGAAAUCGGUCAUCACUGCCUUACCGACUUAUAAUGACAGGGGAAACACACAAUCCCCAAAGGUAGAAUCUCCAGAUCUGAUGAAGAAACGCAGAAUUCAUCGAUGUGACUUUAAUGGCUGCAAUAAAGUCUAUACCAGCUCCCAUCUGAAAGCCCAUAGACGCACACAUACAGGAGAGAAGCCCUAUAAGUGCAUGUGGGAAGGCUGUACGUGGAAGUUCGCCCGCUCAGAUGAGCUGACUCGCCACUAUCGGAAACACACAGGUGUAAAGCCAUUCCACUGCCCAGACUGUGAUCGUACCUUCUCUCGCUCCGAUCACCUUGCCCUGCACAAGAAGCGCCACCUUCUGGUCUGAACUCAAAACUGCAACACAUGAAUGGAGCGGAAAUCGCAGCUGUUGCUCAGCAGGACUUUCACCUUCAGUGGAUGUUUUUGUGUAUCCUUCCCCCUUCCUGUUCAGGACACUAUUCAUUUAGGAAGAAAGAGUGGAAAUGAUGGAUCAUAUGUUGGAUUUUACUAUCCAAGUGGACAUUACUGUGGAUAUGGACAAAUGCGGAUAGUGCUUUGGAUAUGACCCCUGUAUGUAAACCAAAUAUGUCAAACAAAAUUGAAUGCCAUCCAUAUUCAAAACAAUACGCACCUUUUCUCUCCAUAAACGUCUUCCUGCCGUUCUGUGUUGCCCACUGCAGGUCAGAGGGCCCAUUUACUACAAAAAAAAAAAAAAAACAAGCAAAAAUACACAAGCAGUAUGUCAGUCACGAAUACACACAUACACAACAGUUUCAUAGAUGUAAUAUUGUUUUAGAAAGCAGCUCGGGUCAAACCUGCACAAUGUGAAUUUUUUUUCCUUUAUAUUAUUAAGAAAAUUGAAUGUGUAUACGCAGAUCCUGUAUAUGUAUUCAGCAUGUGUGUUUCAUGUUUCAGUGUAAAGACCAAAGCUGAUUGUCUUGCGCAUC